Messenger RNA from Oenanthe melanoleuca, 1560 nucleotides. Its product is annotated as translation initiation factor IF-2-like. NCBI's taxonomy places the organism in Eukaryota, Metazoa, Chordata, Aves, Passeriformes, Muscicapidae. The transcript has a single exon. The record is from RefSeq and is a predicted model, not a curated record. The coding region runs from base 1 to 1560 and encodes 519 amino acids.
AUGUUAUUUACCGCUCGGCGUGACCGGGGCGAACGCGGCCACAGCGCCGGCCCCGCCGCCGGUCCCCGGGGCCCCGCUGGCAGCGCCCGGGCGGCAGCACCCCGGGCGGGCCGCCCGCCGCCCCCGCGGGCUGGGCGCUGCCGCGGCUCCGGCACGGCGAGCGCGGUGACAGCAGAAAAUGGAGCGGCCCGGGGGCGGGCGGAGCGGAGGGCGGGGCGGGCGGGCGGCCCCGGGGCGCUGCGGCCGCCCCUCCCUCACUCCCUCCCUCCCUCCCUCCGCCCUGCGCCGCGCCCGCCGCGGGGACACCGAGCGCCGCGCCCGCCGCCUUUGUCACGGCGGGUGGGCGCCGGAGCCCGGCCCGCCCCGAGCCCGCUCCCCUCCGCCCAGCGCCCCCGCGGGAGGAUGCCGCGUCCCCGCCCCGGAAUAGGGAAAGCCCGCGGGCCCAGCCCCGGGCCAUUCCGCGCGGGGGAGGGGGAGCGGCGGAGGAGGAGCCCCCGCCGGUCCCGGGGGAGCCGCGGCUCUCGCCCGGACCCUCGGCCGGGGCGGGGAGGACGGGCGGAGGCGGGGGGGCCUGCGCAGCGGGGGGGGCCCGGGCGGAGGGAGGGAAGCGAGCGCGGCCGAGGGGCGGCCGCCACAGCGGCUCUUCCGCGCCCGGGCAGGGCUCCCGGCGGGAGACCACACCCGGCAGCGCCCGCCGCCCGCGCCCCGGCCCCCGCCCGCGGGGGCGGCGCUCCCCUCCCUGCGCCCGCGGGGUCGCCCUCACCUGCCGCCCCCUCCGCCGCCGCUUCCCCCUUUUUCCCUCCUGUCCCCGGCGGAGGAGGGCCCCCGCCGCCCCGCGCGGCGGCCCCCGCUCCCCGCUCCUUCCCCGCGGAGCCGCCUCGGGGGGAGCGGAGCGGGCUGGGCGCUGCCCCCCGGCCGCCCCGCUCAGCGCCCCCGGCCCGCGGCGUGCCGGGGGCCGGUCGCGGGCGGCGGCCCCGUUACCUGUGCGCGGCGGGCGGGCGGGCGGGCGCGGGUGCGUCGGUGCGGGCAGGCGGCCGGCGCGGACUGUGCGGCUCUGGCGCUCGCGGCGCUGCAGCCUCGCUCCCUCCCUCCCUCUCCCGGCGCCGCGCACGGGGCGUCUCCGCCAAUCAACGCGCCGCUCCUCGCGGGCCGCGCGCCGGCCGUGACGUCAAGCGGCGCCAUGGCAACGGCGCGCGAGGGCGCGCGCGAACACCCCCCCCGCCCUCCCGCGGUCACGCCCAGAGCCGGCGGCGGCCCCGCCCGUGGGCGCGCGCCUGCACCCCCGCCCCCACCCGAGCCGAGCGCGCUCCCGGGUGCCGCGGGUUCGGGGCCGCGUCCCGCCCCGGCACCGGCACCGGCCCGGCCCGGCCCGGCCCGGCGGGGACACCCCCGCACCCGCCCGUGGGCGGCGGAGCGCUGCCCGCGCCUGCGGCACGGAGCGGGGGCGGCGGCACCGCCUCCUCGUGCGGCCUGUGCGCGGAUGUCUCCGCCGCCCCCCGCGCACCCGGGCGGGCUCUGCGGGCUUUGUGCCGCCCGGAGCGCCCCGUGUGGCCCCAGUAA